GAUAUGUUACAUUUUUGAUCUUCCAAUUCCCCAAGGCUUCCCGGAGCAGAAAAAUCCAUCCCUAUCACUUGGGAAUUUCACCAUUCCCAUUCCCCUUCUCUUCCUCAAAUGUCAGCUUAUUCUCUCUCAAUGGCUGCUGCUGCUGCUGCUGCUUCAGUUUCUUCAUCUCCACUCUACAACAAACACUUCUUCACUCAACAUCCCAACCAAAUUCCCUCUCAUUUUUCUCCAAAACACAACCAAUUGAAGCUUCUCAACCUCACAUUCCAUUCACCCAACUUUUACCCUCUUUCCUUCUCCUCUGUUUCUCAUCUCCACUGUGCGCCUCCUGCUUUCGAUGAGCUUGAAAUCUCCGACCCAGAAACAGAAUACGGACACAUACAAGAAUCGGAUGGUGAAGAAGAAACCCAAGAAGAAGAUGAACAAAAGGUAUCGGUAUCUCGUGAAGCAGGGAAGCUUUACAUUGGAAAUUUACCCUAUGCUAUGACUUCUUCCCAAUUGUCUGAGGUAUUUGCCGAAGCCGGUCAUGUGGUUUCUGUGCAGGUUAUAUACGAUAAAGUUACGGAUAGGAGUAGGGGAUUUGCGUUUGUGACAAUGGCAACUUUGGAGGAAGCUAAAGAAGCAAUUCGGAUGUUUGAUGGCUCUCAAAUCGGUGGUCGAACCGUUCGGGUGAAUUUCCCUGAAGUGCCAAGGGGAGGAGAAAAGGAAGUAAUGGGGCCAAGGAUAAGAAGCAGCUACAACAAAUUUGUAGAUAGUCCACACAAAAUAUAUGCAGGGAACCUUGGUUGGGGCCUCACUUCUCAGAGUCUAAGAGACGCUUUUGAAAACCAACCGGGGAUAUUGAGUGCUAAGAUCAUCUAUGAUAGGGCAUCUGGAAAAAGUAGAGGUUUUGGAUUUGUAUCUUUUGAAACUGCUGAGGAUGCAGAGUCUGCUUUGGAGUCCAUGAAUGGAGUGGAAGUUGAAGGGCGACCUCUGCGUUUGAAUAUUGCUGCAGGACAGUCCCCAAUUUCUCCAGCAGCAUUCCCAAGGACUGAGAAUACCAUUGACGGCAAAGAAUUGCUUACAAGUAUCAGUGCGUGAAAUCUGAUGUUGUGAGUUGGCUUGAAAAUUAAACUGAAACUGAAGGUUAAGGCAAAUUCUGCAAAUUGCAUACCUUCAGGUCUUCCCCGCAAUUCUCCCAUUCCUUGCUCAACGACCAAGGAAGACUAGAUUUUUUUCAUUGAGUGGUGUAUGUGAGUAGAGGGAAAGUGUGGAUGUGUUGCCAUAGGUUAACGAGUUUUUUUACGUAUGGCUGGGGAAUUGGACUGGAUGUACUAUGGAGUCUCUUUGCUGAGUUAAUACUACAAUAUAUUCAUCUCGCA
Messenger RNA from Cucumis sativus (cucumber), 1361 nucleotides. Its product is annotated as 33 kDa ribonucleoprotein, chloroplastic. The transcript is spliced from 4 exons. The record is from RefSeq and is a predicted model, not a curated record. Gene Ontology annotation, cellular component: cytosol. NCBI's taxonomy places the organism in Eukaryota, Viridiplantae, Streptophyta, Magnoliopsida, Cucurbitales, Cucurbitaceae. Gene Ontology annotation, molecular function: mRNA binding. Bases 109 to 1080 code for a protein of 323 amino acids.